AUGGAGGUGGAGGAGGAGGGAAGACGAUCUCCACACAAUCGUGGGGAAGCGUGUGUUCCCGAGAGCUUCUUUGAUCGCGUAACGCAAGGGUUACGCGGCGAUCUCGAACAUGAGCGGGACAGGCGUCUCCAACUGGUGGACACUGUCUCGAGGCAUCGAGCUAAGUUUGCCUUUGCUCAGCUUGAGAACGAGAGAGCUCUGACAUCUCUUCGUGACGAGCUAAGGGUAGCUCGUGGGAUUGUUGAUCGGUCUCGGGAUGAGAUGACUGCUCUUCAGACCCUUGUCGAUGCUCACCAUCGGGAGCACAAGGCUCUCUGCGAGAUGCUUGAGAGCAAGGGCGUUCUUCAUCGGAAGAAGCAGCGUACUGAUGGAAAGGCUUAA
Peronospora matthiolae is the source of this 381-nucleotide messenger RNA. NCBI's taxonomy places the organism in Eukaryota, Oomycota, Peronosporomycetes, Peronosporales, Peronosporaceae. The record is from the annotation of a GenBank genome assembly.